This is a messenger RNA of Penicillium waksmanii, 1452 nucleotides long. Its product is annotated as Hsp90 co-chaperone CDC37. Gene Ontology annotation, molecular function: protein-folding chaperone binding; protein kinase binding; heat shock protein binding. Bases 1 to 1452 code for a protein of 483 amino acids. Gene Ontology annotation, biological process: protein stabilization; protein folding. NCBI's taxonomy places the organism in Eukaryota, Fungi, Ascomycota, Eurotiomycetes, Eurotiales, Aspergillaceae. The transcript has 2 exons. Gene Ontology annotation, cellular component: cytoplasm. The record is from RefSeq and is a predicted model, not a curated record.
AUGGUCCUCGACUACAGCAAGUGGGAUCAGCUGGAGCUUUCCGAUGAUUCGGAUGUCGAGGUUCACCCCAAUGUCGACAAGCGCUCAUUCAUCCGCGCCAAGCAGGCCCAGAUCCAUCAGCAACGUGAACAACGCCGCCACGAUAUCAAGACACUGAAGUACGAGCGCAUUAUCAAUGACGGUCUACUUUUACGCAUCGAUAAGCUCCUCGAAACUCUCAAGAAGCAUGAAGACACAUCUGCCUCCCCCGAUCAGUUCCUCUUCGAGACCAUCAUGGAGUUCGCCAGCAAGCCCGCGGAGGACCAAGCCCCACCCCCACCGGAGGGGGUUCAUACACACGAGAAGGAGCAGCCAAAAUACUCCCAGAUGAUGGGUGCUCUUGUGGACCAGGUCAAGCAGGAGUUUGAGGACUCCAAACCCGACAAUCUAGUCAAGGCAUAUAUUCAAGGUGUGACGGGACACAAGACUAAGGUGCAGGAUCUGCAGAAGGAACUGUUGACAAAGCUUGCUGAGCUUGAGAAGGAGGAGGGAAGCAAGAUUACCAGUGAUACACUGCACGAAGGCUUCAAUACUUCCCAUGUCGCCAAGGCUGCAGAGAAGGAAAAGGCCGCCGCUUCGGGAAAGCAGAAAGAGGUUGAGUUGCUCAAUCCCGCCUCGUCGAGCCAAGCUUCCAGCGGUGCGGCCGACUAUGACGACGAUGACGACCCUGCGAAUGUUGAGAUCAGUGAGCUGGCCAAAAAGUUUGCUGCUCUCAAGCCCAAUGACUACAACUCUUACCUGUCAUUUAUCUCUGCCAAUCCUCAAAUUGUCGCCGAGAAGGAGACGGAUGGUCUUCUUGUUGAGGCUUUCAACAGCCAAAUCAAGGGCGAUGAGGCAUAUGCCCGUCAAUGUGUUCAUCAAGGACUGCUCCUGCAGUAUUGCCGAUCCCUCGGCCCUGAUGGUAUCAAGCUUUUCUUUACUCGCAUCACCACGCAGGCCCACCGUGCCUCCACUCUCUUCAACAACGAUGUCAACGAUACCUAUAACCGUAUCAAGACCCGUGCAGUAGAACUCAGCAAGGAUAGCUCCGCAUCCAACGAUCCUGCUGGUGUGGAACAGAUCCAACUGCACGCCGUUGAUCCCAACACUAAAAUCACUAUCAACCUCCCCGCUGCCAACAGUCAAGACCCCACAGAAGUCGAAGCGCGUAAGAUCUUCGAUGCUUUCCCUGCAAACCUACAGAAGGCGUUGGCCAGUGAGUCACUAGACGAAGUGAACAAGGUCCUCGGCAACAUGUCAGUCGAUGAUGCAGAGGUUGUCGUUGAGCAACUGGGAAAUGGCGGCAUGCUCAGUCUUGAGGAGGGCAUCAUUGACAGCACCACGGAAGAAGGCCAGAAGAAGCUGAAGGAGCUUGAAGCCGAGGGCAAAGAAGAUGUCGGAGAGCCGGGCGGCGAUGUUACGGAGUUGGAUUGA